GCAGCUGUACUCGCCAACACUAUGGACAGGACAUAUGACAGGAAUCUCCCUGUUAGCUCUCUGAUUAUGUCACGGUUUGUGGACAACAUAUCGUCCCGGGAAGAAAUUGAUCAAGCAGAGUACUACCUUUAUAAGUUUCGUCACAGUCCAAACUGUUGGUACCUGCGAGACUGGACCAUUCACGGCUGGAUCAGACAGUGUCUAAAAUAUGGGGCUAGAGAUAAGGCCUUGCACACACUUAAAAACAAGGUACAUGCUGUCAAAGUUAAAAGUUUAUCUCCGUCUCUUUCAGGUGCGUGUUCUGUGGUUGAAGAGGUGAUGCUUCAGGAGGCUUUUGAUCUUCCCUCCACUCAGAUCCUGUCUCUGUAUGCUCUGGGCAGUUACCUAGCAACCAGACCACAACUUGCUGUGUCAGAAGAACGGGCUCUAGGGGCAUCACUGCUUUUCUGUGGACAGAAGCAAGACAACACCAUUGGCCUCAGUGCUCAGCUGCUUGGCAAUGCUUUCCUCGGCAAGGUAGAAAAUUUAAAGGGCAUACAUGCCGUCUUCAAAGGGAUGCCUCUCUUCUGGGGUCGAGGAUAUCUGGGCC
This is a messenger RNA of Neolamprologus brichardi, 589 nucleotides long. The record is from RefSeq and is a predicted model, not a curated record. NCBI's taxonomy places the organism in Eukaryota, Metazoa, Chordata, Actinopteri, Cichliformes, Cichlidae.